Molecule: messenger RNA, 2039 nt
Organism: Saccostrea cuccullata (small rock oyster)
Lineage: Eukaryota; Metazoa; Mollusca; Bivalvia; Ostreida; Ostreidae
Product: adenosine receptor A3-like
Exons: 2
Coding region: 240-1424 (394 amino acids)
Biological process (GO): G protein-coupled receptor signaling pathway
Cellular component (GO): plasma membrane
Molecular function (GO): G protein-coupled receptor activity
Source: RefSeq, a predicted model, not a curated record
ACUUUUAUUCACUGUAAUUGAAUUAUGUUACGUUUUACUGAUGGUUACGGGGAGUAUUUUUUUUAAAGAUUGUGCGACGUCAAUCACUCCCCUUCGUUGCGAUACUAAUUUUAAAGCAGUUGAUAAGAGUAUUUCUAGCCGUCAUGAGUGUUUACAUGUAAUCUUUUCCCAGUGUGAAACUCUUUCUACAUGCCGUGGGUAAGUGUACGAGAACAAAAAAGUACUUUUUACACGCCGUCAUGACUAAUGUCAACAGGACUGACCAUGUUGAUUCAGAAGACUUCAUUUUUAACGUCUCGACAAUAUUGCCUCCCGUGUCACUUGACAACGUGACCAAGGAUGAGCUGAACACCUCCUCUGUGGUGUCGUCCGACACUUAUGUUAGUCUCCUAGAAGAUGUCUCCAGCUACCUUUGGGUAAUACUAUCACCGAUUCUUUUUAUUGUCGGUGUGACUGGUAACGUACUCACAAUUGGCGUCCUGAGGCAGAUGAAGUUUCACAAGAAACCCCCGUUUUUCUUUCUGUUUGUAUUAGCUCUUAGUGACAUUACAGUUCUCUGUGUUGGACUUAGCAGGUACUGGAUCAGAGAAACAUUUUCUUUAGACAUUCGCGCUCUGACUAAUUUCGGAUGUAAGUUUAAUUUGUUUUUUAUCUAUUGGUCCAUGCAGUUAUCCUCAUGGAUUCUUGUUUGUGUUGUUUUAGAGCGCUGUAUAAAAACUAACUUUCCAUAUCGCUAUCCUAGAAUAGUCACCAUACCAAGAUGUAUAGCCUUGGUAAUUCUACUUAUGAUUAUCCUAGCUGGAGUCGACAUGCAUUAUUUCUGGACAAACGGCUUAAUUUCAGAUGGAUCAGAACUGGAGUGCAAUUCUCUGACGGACGCAUAUUUCAAUUUUGAAGAAUUUGUCUUCACCUACGUGGACUUCACAGUUUUGUCUGUGGUUCCGUUUGUAUUAAUGAUUGUGAUGAACGCGACCAUAAUUCGUGUGAUUCGACAGUCAAGACAAUUUCGAAAAUCAACUGUUCGUAGCAAGAGCACGAAUGAAAAACUGAAGAAAUUUGAUGUAAAAUUGACCAGAAUGUUAGUAUGUACCAGUGUAUAUUUCCUUGUAGCUACUUUACCAAUAAGUGUCUACUUUAUCGUGGAUUCUUACCAAGAUGAACUGACAGACCUGGAAAGUGCAAAACUGGACGUCGUUUGGUCCUCCUCAUAUCUCUUUCAGUUCUCAAAUUAUACAAUAAACUUCUUUUUGUACAAUUUGAUCAACAAAAAAUUCAGAAACAAAUUCAUUGACCUGAUCAAAUGCAGAUCACCGAAACAGAAAAGGAAAUCUUCUAAGAACGACUCUGUGUACAGUGUACAAACGGCAGACACAUAUAUUGGAUCAGAGACAAAAGAUUCUGAAGAGAUGUCUACAGGGGAAUGAAGUCCGAUUCCUGACACAAAUAUUUUGUUCCUUUUUCAUGAACUUCUCACUGAGAAUAUAGAUGUUGUUCUAAUGGAAAAGAAAAUUAUUAUCGAUAUACAUUUUUAUCUUGAUUAAUUCUCUUAAAGUUUUUUGUAUAUAUUACGUUAUGACAAGCAUAAUACUAUGUAUUAAUGUGUUUUGUGAUAUAUAUAUAUAUUUGUAAAUCUAGUCAUUUUUUAUUGUGUUGUAUCAAACCGUUUUUCAAUGGAAGCUGAAAUAUGUACUACAAUGUAGUGUAUUCAUUUACAGCUCAAUUUUUUACAAUGGGCAUAAGGAAAGGGUCACAAGAAUACAUCACACUGAUUUAUUUUUAUCUGAAGAGAUUAAAUAGAAAUAGGACGUCAUACAGCUAUGAAAACCCUUUACAUGAAUUCUCGGAAAUCACACCUUAGAUAAUGAAGACUUUUACAUAUCUUAAAAUCCAGAGAAGAAGCGUUGUAUUCCAUAUAAAUAUUGAAUUUGUUGAAUAAAUAUUUGUUAUUCUGAUAUUGUAUCUUACAGUUUUCAACUUUGUAUCGUUAAUUAAACUAUAUUUGAAAUACGUCCUAUGAAUAAAUACAAGUAAUUAUUACU